UUCACAUAAACCAUUCGCAAAUUCCAAUGGUAGAGGACUCAAAUCUUACUAUUGAUCUCAACUCCAAUCCCAACCAAAACCCUAAUGAAAUUAGUGGUGGAGAAUUGAAGUCUCUUCCUAAAAACAAUCAGGAUUAUGAACUGGUUGAAGAACUAUGUCGAGUGAAAUCCGAGAACAAGAGACUGACAAAUUUGCUGACAAUUGUGAGCACAAAUUUGUGUGAGUGUAAGCAGAUGCAAUACGAGGAGGAAGAGCUGUCAAGAACAAGAAAGAGGAAAGCCGAUGGCAUUAUUAAUAAUCAAAAUCCCCAAAAUAAUUCACCCGAUCAUAUCAUGUGUUCUGGUGAUUUGACAAAUGUGAUUAGACCAAAUACUUCAAUAGUCUAUGUAAGAAUUGAUCCGUCUGAUAUUAGUCUGGUAGUGAAGGAUGGAUACCAAUGGAGAAAAUAUGGACAAAAGGUGACGAGGGAUAAUCCUUCUCCUAGAGCUUACUACAAGUGCUCCUUCGCCCCGGCUUGCCCAGCCAAGAAGAAGGUGCAAAGGAGUGUAGAUGAUCCAAGUCUAUUAGUAGCCAUAUAUGAGGGCCACCACCACCACCACCACUGCCGUUCGGCUCCAGCUGAUUCUUCCGUGGCAUCACCAUCGGGCAGAGGAGCUCCAUCUCCCGGACAGCCGGCACCCGUUCCGUGCGGCGCUAGUGAUGAAUGUAGCAAAUCACAAAGUGGUAGUGACCAGAGCAAUGAAAUCCACCAGUUUUUGGUUGAAAAAAUGGCUUCUUCUUUGACAAGAAAUCACAGUUUCACAACUGCGUUAGCUGCAGCUAUAACAGGAAGAAUUUUCGAUGAGGUUAUAUCGUCGGAAAGUAGUGACAUUAAUAUUUCAAAUUCUAGAGGUUUUUCAAUGUAAUUUUCGAUUUUUGUUAGAGAUUUAGGUACCUAUACUAGAGAAUAAUGUUAACUAUGAUUUGUGUUAUAUAUAGAUGUUCUUCUUGGAUCAA
Messenger RNA from Salvia splendens (bonfire salvia), 996 nucleotides. RefSeq names its product WRKY transcription factor 18. Lineage: Eukaryota; Viridiplantae; Streptophyta; Magnoliopsida; Lamiales; Lamiaceae. Gene Ontology annotation, molecular function: DNA-binding transcription factor activity; sequence-specific DNA binding. The record is from RefSeq and is a predicted model, not a curated record. Gene Ontology annotation, biological process: regulation of DNA-templated transcription. The transcript is spliced from 4 exons. Bases 27 to 905 code for a protein of 292 amino acids.